Messenger RNA from Balaenoptera ricei (Rice's whale), 1053 nucleotides. RefSeq names its product C-X-C motif chemokine ligand 10 (gene CXCL10). Gene Ontology annotation, biological process: chemokine-mediated signaling pathway; antimicrobial humoral immune response mediated by antimicrobial peptide; neutrophil chemotaxis. Gene Ontology annotation, cellular component: extracellular region. The transcript is spliced from 4 exons. NCBI's taxonomy places the organism in Eukaryota, Metazoa, Chordata, Mammalia, Artiodactyla, Balaenopteridae. Bases 53 to 364 code for a protein of 103 amino acids. The record is from RefSeq and is a predicted model, not a curated record. Gene Ontology annotation, molecular function: chemokine activity; CXCR chemokine receptor binding.
AACUGUUCAGGCAGUCUGAGCCUACUACAGAAGAACCUUCAGUUGCAGCACCAUGAACCAAAGUGUUGUUCUUAUUUUCUGCCUUAUCCUUCUGACUCUGAGAGGAACUCAAGAAAUACCUCUCUCUAGGACUACACGCUGUACGUGCAUCAAGAUCAGUGAUCGACCUGUUAAUCCAAGGUCCUUAGAAAAACUUGAAGUGAUUCCUGCAAGUCAAUCUUGCCCACGUGUUGAGAUCAUUGCCACAAUGAAAAAGAACGGGGAGAAAAGAUGUCUUAAUCCAGAGUCUAAGACCAUCAAGAAUUUACUGAAAGCAAUUAGCAAGAACAGGUCCAGAAGAUCUCAAACACAGAAAGAGGCAUAAUCACUGCACUACCGAUAAGGAUGGACCACAGAGAAGCUACCUCUGCCGUCACUUCCCUACACACAGUAUAUGUCAAGUCUAAUUGUCCGCGGAUUGCAGUUCUCCUAAAAGGUGACCAACCACAGUCACCAAAUUAGCUGCUACUGCUCCUGUAGGGCGGUGGAUGGCUCAUCGUCCUGAGCUGUUUGGUAGUAACUCUGCCCUGGCACUAUACUAUAAGCUACGCUGAGGCGCUACAUUCUUAAUGAGUGUGCCAAGCCCUAGCCCUGCUACUGACAGCUUCCUCACCUUUUCUAUCUUCUAAAGGGGGUUAUGAAGGGGUCUUCCCCCUCUGGGCUUAUCAGGGAUCUUAGAAUCUCAAAUAACUAAAAGGUAUUCAAAGCAAUAAUACAAUCUGCCUUUUAAAGAAAGAUCUUUACUCCAUGGGCUUCUACUGCCAUCCCUCCAAGGGGCCCAUAUUCUUCCGGGUGUUAUAUACAUAAUUCCAAAUACACAGAAGCAGCUAGAAAUAUCUGGAAAUGUAUGUGAAAAUAGUAUUAUUUAGUCAAAGACUACACAAAGUAGAAUUCUUAGAUGUAUAUGUUUCUUAUAUUGUUUUCAGUGUUUAUAUAAUAACUUGUGUAAUUAAGUACUGCAAUGGGAGAAAUUUUAAAAUUUAGAUACAUGUUCUGCAUGUUAUGUAAGACAAA